Hyaloperonospora brassicae is the source of this 273-nucleotide messenger RNA. The record is from the annotation of a GenBank genome assembly. NCBI's taxonomy places the organism in Eukaryota, Oomycota, Peronosporomycetes, Peronosporales, Peronosporaceae.
AUGAGCGCACUGCAGAAUGUCCUGCGACCAGGAAGUCGCGAGUUCGUCAUUGUCUUGAACGUUGUACUGGCGCUGCUGCUUUUCGUGAUGCUGACGGUCGUCUACACGGAGCUGGAGGACUCUAUCCACGUUUUUGUGCUGCUGUUUCUUGUGAUAGGGCUCACCGUCUCCAUCAAUUGGUUCAUCAUCGAGACGAACAACGUCGCCCAUCAAGUCGCAGACAGCAAGAACAAGCGCAUCCCCGACCCGAACGCGCGAGCCAAAACUGACUGA